Mycena indigotica is the source of this 1086-nucleotide messenger RNA. Its product is annotated as Glucokinase regulator family. The record is from RefSeq and is a predicted model, not a curated record. The coding region runs from base 13 to 1086 and encodes 357 amino acids. Gene Ontology annotation, biological process: peptidoglycan turnover; amino sugar catabolic process. Gene Ontology annotation, molecular function: carbon-oxygen lyase activity; carbohydrate derivative binding; ether hydrolase activity. The transcript has 3 exons. NCBI's taxonomy places the organism in Eukaryota, Fungi, Basidiomycota, Agaricomycetes, Agaricales, Mycenaceae.
CUCACCACGGUCAUGGCUAGUAGCAGCAGCAACUGGUUGAACCAGGUCUCUACUGACGCCGGACUCUUGCCAACACCGACAACAACGCCUUCUCCAGGCCGGUCUCCAGCUUCUCCACUUCAAUUUCUGCCCAACGAGCCCCUCCUCCCUGAGUUAUGCACGGAAAAGCAGAACCCGGCGUCGAGGGACAUCGACAAGAUGAGCACACUCGAAAUGUGCCGUAUAAUCAACGCCGAAGACGCGCGAGUAGCUGGUGCCGUGGCAGAAAUAACGCCGCUCAUUGCGGAAGUCGUGGACCGAAUCGCUGAACGAAUGGUUGAAGGGGGGAGACUGCUUUACAUGGGCGCUGGCACAAGCGGGAGACUCGGUGUUUUAGACCUUGCUGAUAUUCCACCCUCAUAUAACGCCGACCCGAUGCGCUACAUAGCUCUUGCUGCUGGAGGCGAUAUCACGUUACGAACUGCAAGACCAGCUGUUGAAGAUUCACGUGCCGCUGGGGCGGCUGACUUGGGUGCGCUGCUGCCAACAGCACAAGACACUUUGGUGGGAAUAUCGGCUUCUGGACGGACCCCAUAUGUCUUGGGAGCAUUACAUAGCGCCCGCGCUCAUGGGCUUCUGACAAUUGGUCUUGUCUGUUCGGAGAACAGUGUGGUUGCGCGGGAGGGCCAGUGUAAUUUCGUGCUACACCCUCGAGUUGGGCCAGAAAUAAUUGCGGGGAGUACCAGGAUGAAAGCGGGAACCGCGACGAAGAUGGUUUUGAACAUGAUGUCCACCUCCGUUCAAAUCAAGCUAGGCAGCACUUACAGCAACCUGAUGGUGGACGUAUACCCUUCCAACGCGAAGUGCAGUGCACGGGCGCGAAACAUCAUCCGUGCCAUUGCGGGUAAUCUGGCUGACGCAUACUCAAACGACGACCUCGAUGGGGUCAUCUCCCGAUGUAGUGGCUCCGUAAAAUUAGCAGUUGUUGUCGUCGUCUCCGGCUGGGGUGUGCCACGCUGCAUUGAUGCCCUUGAGAGACGGGCCGGCUCGCUCAGGGAUGUCUUAGAGGACGUACGGUACGAAACUGUUGUGCGUGUUUUUAUUUGA